AUGUUGCUCUCCUCGGUUUUCGUGAUCGAAACCCUAUUGAUGAUACUCGUUUCUAUAGUCCAAUUUUUCCUCUUAUUAAUGUCGCUAUUUUCUAAGAAUUUUUAUGAUGCGAAAUCUGUUCAUAUAUUGGUGAUUUGUAUCCUGGCGUCUCAACUGAUGCUGAUCCCGAAUACACUGAUCCUAAAUGUCUGUGCAUUUCAAUUUCAAUUGAACGAUGAGCCAAUGUUCAAAACCUAUAGGGAAUUUGUGAUGUCGCUCAAAUGGGCCCCGAUCACCUCGUUCCAAUGUAUCUGUUUUGGACUCUGCUGCCUUAUUAGCCUAGGAAUGCUGAAUUUAACGCUCCGCGCGUUCGCUAUAGUAACGAAACGUACGGAAAUUCAGCACCUAUCCCGGCCCUACCUCGCCUAUCUGCCCCUAACUUUUGGGCCACCUCUAGCAUUUUUCUUUAGUUAUGGGAUUGUCGUUUUUAACCAGGCUGCCUUAUUGGAGAACGGUCUCCAAGUGGCACGCGGAACGCUUGUUUUUCUAGCCGCAGCUUUAUGCUAUCACUUGCUCGUUAGCUUUAUUGGAGGUAUAAUCCUCGUUAAACGCACAGAACCAGUCCGGGAGAUUAUCAUCUACCUAACUCGAGCUGUUAUCGUUUCUGGUAUUUUUGGAGGAAUUAUGGGGAUGUUUGCCUACCUGUUCCGACUCCAACCGGACACCCAGAAAUUCUGGAACUACGCUCCAAUCUUCUGCCUCUUUGUCUCCUCAUUUUCUGCCCUAAUUCCGGUGCUCUGCUACAUCUUUGGAAAUCCAAUCAGGCGCCUUAAUGAAGUCGAGGCGCCGAUGACUAACGUUUUUGUGACUAGGAAGCGA
Molecule: messenger RNA, 858 nt
Organism: Mesorhabditis spiculigera
Lineage: Eukaryota; Metazoa; Nematoda; Chromadorea; Rhabditida; Rhabditidae
Source: the annotation of a GenBank genome assembly